This is a messenger RNA of Branchiostoma belcheri (Belcher's lancelet), 3182 nucleotides long. RefSeq names its product IQ and ubiquitin-like domain-containing protein. The coding region runs from base 161 to 2668 and encodes 835 amino acids. The transcript is spliced from 15 exons. NCBI's taxonomy places the organism in Eukaryota, Metazoa, Chordata, Leptocardii, Amphioxiformes, Branchiostomatidae. Gene Ontology annotation, molecular function: protein binding. Gene Ontology annotation, biological process: cilium assembly. The record is from RefSeq and is a predicted model, not a curated record. Gene Ontology annotation, cellular component: motile cilium; acrosomal vesicle.
ACGUCAGCAAACAGCGGCAUCACCAUAACACUUUAGCUGCCGUGAUUUGAGACGAGUUGAGAAGAGAAAAAUAUCAUCUGGGGUGUCUUUGUAAAAAGAAACAGAAGUAGGCCGCUGUACAUAAAACAUUCAAGAGACUCCUUGUGCAGAUUUUCUCAAGAUGGCUGACCAAGAGGAGAGUGCGGCCGCAGCCGUUGGGGAGACGGAAGAACCACAGACUGAACCUCAGGAGCAGGCUGAGGGGAAGGCAGAGGCUGAACAGACAGACACGGAGGAGCCAGCACAACCUGCAGAAGCCCCUGCAGCAGAGGAUGGGGCCGAGACAGCAGCAGCAGAAGCAGCAGAUGACACAGCCCAGCCGCAGGAACAGCCAGCAGAGACAGCAGCAGAACCUGCAGCAGAGACAGCAGCUGACCCUGAAGCAGAGCAGACAGCAGAGUCCACAGCAGAACCAGCAGACACCACAGCUGAAGAAACAGCUGCAGAGGAAGCCCCUGCACCUGAGCUGGAAGAAGUGAAGGAACAGAAGGUGGAGCCCACCCCCACCCCUGAGCCAGGACAGAUCCCUGUCGCCCCCACCCCCUCCAGGGAGAACAUCGCCAUGGCAACAGUCCCCACGGCAGAGGUUCACCACGUGGACCCCCACGCAGUCUCACCCGUUCCCUUGGCAACGAGCGCUGAUGCUACAGCUACAGUGAAGUUUGUCCUGAUGCCCAGUGGCCAUGUGACGACGCUAGCCUGUGCCCUGAGUCAGACCAUGUUACAGCUCAAAGAUCACUUCAGUGUGGAGCUCAGGAUGCCUGCAGAACUCAUCCUCAUCACUCUUAAUGGUAAGAAGAUCCCAGACUCCACCACCCUUGGAGAGCUGGGCGUCGGUCCCAACGCCACCAUCCAACUGGAGAUCUCCUCAGCCGACCCUGUCAACACACCCAUCAAAUCUAUCCGCCCCAAACCGGAGUAUGUCAUGCCAGACAUCCUCACUGUCAGGGUGCCUCAAGAUGAUGGCAAGCUGCAGGAUGUGGUUGUUGAGAUUGAGCGGCCGACCAGGAGAAAGCCGUACCUGGGCGGGUACAGACAUAAACUGUCAGGAGUGGAGUACCAUCAUGCCUCAGCACAGACCAUGGGCAGGACCACGUCAGUCAGUGAUGUACAGAAGUUCUGUAGGGACACACAGACAGUGUUUCAGAAGAACAGAGUUCAGCAGACGACCAACCACACGUCCACCCAGAUGACCAAGGUGGGGUGUUACGUCAGUAACAUGCAGGACAAGCUGAUGCUUCCCGGGCGCUACCAGACUGCUGAGGAGUACCACAAGAUCCGCCUGGAGGCCGUGAUCGUGCUGCAGGCGUACUUCCGCCGCUGGCAGGCCAAGAACAUCGUGCAGCGUCUGCGGGAGGACAAGGCGCGUCGACUGGAGUGGGAACGCCAGGAGGAGAUCCGCAAGAAGCGGGAGAAGGAGCAGCGCAUCAGGAAGGAGUUUGAGCGCAGGAUGAACCCCAAGACUAAGGAGGACUUCGACCUGCUUUAUGCUGCUCUAGAAAAAUGGAGACAGGAAGAGCUUGCCUUUAUAGACGAAAACUACUCGGGUGCAGAGAGGAAGGCGCGCCUGUGUGCACUGCUGGACCAGGAGACACAGCUCAUCUCUGCAAUCGACAGGCACAAGAUUGAUGCAGCCAAGGAGAACAAGGAGAGGAGCAUACAGAACUUCCUGGAUCAGGCUGCUGGACCCAAGAAGUGGCGAGCGUUUGACGGGAAGAUCACGGAGAUGGACACACCGUACACGCAGCGUGCGCGGGAACUGAGGGACAUCUACAACUCCAUCAACAUGAAGUACCUGACACAGGACGAGAGACUGGAUGUGCUACUGACACUCAAGCACACUGUUAAGGAGCACAACUGUAAGCUAACCCAGGAGAUUAUUGAGCUGAUUGACCGUGAGGCAGACCUCCUGAUGAGGGGAGUGAAGGACUCCAACAUGGAGGGUCUGAGGAAACGCAUCUCCACUCUGUUCCUCCAGUAUAUCAAGACUCCUACCUUCAACGCAGAGGCUGCCAGGCUACUCAAGGUGCCCCAGGACCCGAUGUCCCUGCGGAAGAACAUCUACUUCUGUCCCAGCUGUGGCAGCUACAAGCCGUCCAUGGAGUUCCCCAUGUCCUCCAACACCCGUCUGGUCGGCAAGUGCCGCAAGUGCCAGAAGCUGGACAACGACGCCCGACAGCGCCAGGACUUCAGUAUCUACCGCACCAUGCUCAAGCAGCUGCGCAGGUCCGAGGAGGCCUACGGCGACGGAUCACGCAUCGCUUUCCUGCUGCAGGAGGCUGACCUGCAGUACCUGGUGGAGAACGUGUGGAGUUCCCAGAGCAUCCUGAGUGCGUGGGACGACCUGUACGACCUGGUGCUGGUGCGCUGGGACAAGACGGAGGAGUGGUCGCCAUGGAACUGUAUCCUCCUCACCAAGGAGGAGGCCUCCGCUCACAAGGUCCUCGACGACCUGGAAGAACAAUACGGCCCAGUGUUCAUCCACAAGGCCCAGCACAAGCACACGCUGGCCAGGAACUACUUUGCCCGUCUGCCCGGCAUGGCGCAGUACAUGCGGGAGAAACUGGCAGCCUCCAAACAAAACGGGCCGAGUGUCAUGGGUCAUAGGAUGGCACAAACUACAGCAUGAGACCUUAGUGUAAUCAACUGGUUAUAGAUAUAUCUAUGGGGAGUAAAACUGGAACAUUUCAUUGAUGCCAUACAGUCAAAUACAUACAUGCAAAAUGACAAGAUGUGCUAUAACACUAUGUUAGUCUUAUUGUGUGUAUUAUAAAGUGAAUCUAUGAUACUUGUGAUAGAAAAUAUGCCCCUCUGCUCUGGCAUCGCAUUUCAUUUCUAUCUUCAUAUUGUUGAAAUUCUAAUUGGUUUCACACCCAGAACAAAAGCAUGUUAAUGUAGCAGGGUCAACAUGUAUAACUGCCACUGUUUAUAAUCCAUAAAUGUAUUUUACUGAGAGAGAGGUAUAAUAAAAAUCACUGUAGAGCUAUGGUCCUAAUGUUUUUUUACACUGAAGGCAUGAUGCUAAGUUUACAUUUGAUGUACAUAAUGUAUGUAAAAAGCACUUUGUAGCUAUUGUAUGUUUAUCAGUGAAGUGGCAAAGAAGAGAUUAAAAAGACUUAUGGAAUUGUAAUUGUUGCAUUGUG